Molecule: messenger RNA, 1040 nt
Organism: Cucurbita maxima (winter squash)
Lineage: Eukaryota; Viridiplantae; Streptophyta; Magnoliopsida; Cucurbitales; Cucurbitaceae
Product: prostatic spermine-binding protein-like
Exons: 3
Coding region: 199-891 (230 amino acids)
Source: RefSeq, a predicted model, not a curated record
UUCAGAUGCGAACGGAAAAAAGCCCUAAUCGGACCAAACCCUAGGGUUUACUCUAACCGGACCACUAAACCCAUCGGCUUUCUUCUCCUCGUUCAUUUCCUUCAAGGUCUUCCUCUCUUUCUGCAAGUUCUCUUCUUCUCUCUUCGUUUCCACCUUGUUCUUCUGCGUGUUCGAUCGUCAUUUUUGAGCUUGUUUUCCAUGGCUAUGGAGUUGGAGGGCGUUGGCUACUGCGUGGAUGAUAGGUCUCUGUGGCUUUGCUCUGUUUUGGAAGCUCUGAUGGUGGAGUCUGUUUUGACUGCUGUGAACUCUCUCGCUUGGAUUCUCACCACGGCAGGAGAUCUGUUAAAUAAUGUCAAUGCUCCAACAGGAUUAGCUGCAGUUGGUGAAAAAUUUCCAUUCGAAGAACUUCACGCUAAGAGUAAUCCCGAUGAGGAAAAUGUCGAUGGCAGUGAAACAGAGAAUGAUAAAGAUAGAGAUGAAGUCGAUAAUGAUGCGAAUAACCAAGAUGGUGGGGAAAGUGUUGAAGAUUACUCGGCUGAAGAAGGGGAUGACGGCGAUCUAGAGGAUGACCCUGCAGCAAGUGGCAACGGAACAGCUGGAGGUAAUGAGGAAGGUGACGGAGGAGAAGACGAAGAUGAUGACGACGAUGUGAAUGACGAAGAUGAAGACGACGACGACGAUGACGAAGAUUUCUCAGCAGAUGAAGGUGACGAGAGUGAUCAAGGGGAUGACCCAGAAGUAAGUGGUAAUGGAAGAAUUGAAGACGGUGGAGAGGAUGAGGAUGAAGACGACGAUGACAGAGAUGAGGACAAUGACAACACCGACGAAGAAGAGGAGGAUGAAGAUGAAGACGAGGAAACACUUGAACCACCAGCUAAGAGAAGAAAGUGAGUGAGGGGAAUUUAGCCAGUCAGCCAUCGCAUUUAGGAGUAGGAAGAUUGUUGACCCUUGUUCUUAAUGAACCUCCUAUAUUUUAUGUUGUGGAUCCACACUAGAUACCACAAUUUAUUUUGCUAUGACAGUAAGUACUUUACCAUUUA